AUGUUCAGUGGUGGAAAUGCUUUCAAAUAUCUGCUUACUUACAGGUUCUCACAGGAUCACAUUGAACUCUUAUUUUCGUGUAUAAGAGCACAGGGUGGCUGGAACAAUAAUCCGAACUGCCUACAACUGAAGUAUGCAAUGAGGAAAAUGCUGUUGAGGAACACAAUCACAGCCUCAAGAAAUACCAACUGCCUGACAAUUUCUGAUUCCACAACAACAAUUAUCCCAUUCUUUCACUCCCAGAAACACAAAGCACCUUUAAAAGAAACUCCAACAGAUAACCUGGACGAACCUGAAAGCAGUCCUAAAGAAGACCUACUCUGCAGUCACUUAAAUUCACCCGGUACAUCCGAAUUUCUGUCCAACAUCCUGUUUUACAUCAGUGGUUACAUUGUUUUCAAACUGGUCAAAAAACUAUCGUGUGAAUCAUGCAAGCGAUGUCUACUUUCUCACUUCAACUCUGAAACUUCAGACCAUGAUUACUGUGCUAUGAAUUACAGUCAAAUUGCACCUGCAUCAGCAUUCACAUUAUUUGUGAACAAUGGUGGCCUAAAAAUACCGUCACAGUCUGUUUACAACAUUAUUGAAUUUGCUGAAAAAUUAUUUAAAGUAAAUGUUUGCAAAGAUGGCCACAAAAUUUCAAGAGAAAACAAGUUAAAGCAGAAGCUGGUUCUGAGUGUGUGCAACCAUUUUGUAAUGGAUUCAACCAACCAAAUUUUCCAAGAUCACGAUCAGGGAUCGCAAGACAAUUCACUUGAAGAAAAUCACCGGUCAUCCCUUAUCAAGUUAACGGCAGAAAGAUACUUUACCUUGAGACUCUACACUUACGGCAAACGAUACAACGACAAG
Molecule: messenger RNA, 849 nt
Organism: Paramuricea clavata
Lineage: Eukaryota; Metazoa; Cnidaria; Anthozoa; Malacalcyonacea; Plexauridae
Source: the annotation of a GenBank genome assembly